GGGGACACUGAGUCUGGCAAGGUGACAAGAAAGAAUAGGUCAAAGGAGAGCCUAGGGGAAAGGCUUUCAAGCAAUGGGAAGAGCGCCUGUAAAAGCCCCAGGUGUGAAAGAAUUUUAUGCCUAAGGACCAGCAGGGGAGCUCCUUGUGGCUAUAUGGUGGGUGUAGGCAGAGUGGUUUGAGAUGGGCCUGGGGCCAUAGUAAGGGGUAUGGAUUUUGUUCCAGGGCCUAGGGAAGCCACUGGAGGCUUUAAGCGUGAGAGUGACAUCAUCUGAUUUAUGCUUUUAAAAGAUCACGCUGGCAGCUGUGUUCCUCCCUCUCACUCACUGCUGAAUCCCCGGGGCCUAGAGCUGCUCCUGCCCAUAGUGAGUGAUCAAAAUAGGCCUUGAAUGAAUGCACGCCCCAGACUUCCUGUGUGACCUGGAGGUCCUGGCCCCCUCCCCAGAGGCUGGAUGCAGAGCAGCCACCUCGACUUCUGGCCGCCGUGGCCUCCUCUGGCGCCUCCGAGACAAGCAGGCUCGCCGAGGCCUGUUUGAGAUUGGCCCAGGCCAUGAGCUGCACCAGCUGACGUGCAUGAUGCAAGCAGGGCUGUGGGCUGCCACCCAGGUCUCCAUGGACCACCCGCCCACCGGACCGCCUACUGAGGAGGAUUUCUCCGAGGUCCUGACCCAGGUCCACGAGGGCUUCGAGAUGGGCACCCUGGCUGGCCCCGCCUUCGCCUGGCUGCGCCAAUCCCUAGGCCUGGCCGAGGAGGACUAUCAGGCAGCCCUAGGCCCCGGAGGCCCCUACCUGCAGUUCCUCAGCACCUCCAAGAGCAAGGCCAGCUUCUUCCUGUCCCACGACCAGCGCUUCUUCCUGAAGACCCAGCGGCGUCGGGAGGUUCGGGCGCUGCUCGCCCACCUGCCCCGCUACGUGCAGCAUCUGCAGAGGCACCCACACUCGCUCCUUGCCCGGUUGCUGGGAGUGCACAGUCUGCGGGUGGCUCGGGGAAAGAAGGAAUUCUUCAUCAUCAUGCUGAGUGUCUUCUACCCCGCCGGCCGCAUCUCCGAGAGGUAUGACAUAAAGGGCUGUGAGGUGAGCCGAUGGGUGGAGCCAGCCCCCGAGGGUAGCCCCCUUGUCCUGGUGCUGAAGGACCUCAACUUUCAAGGCAAGACCAUCGACCUGGGGCCCCAGCGGAGCUGGCUCCUCCACCAGAUGGAACUGGACACCGCCUUCCUCCGGGAGCUCAACGUGCUCGAUUAUAGCCUCCUGAUGGCCUUCCAGCGUCUCCACGAGGAUGAGAGGGGCCCUGGCAGCAGCCUCCUCUUCCGCACGGUCAGGUCUGUGCGUGGAGUACAGAGCCCGGAGGAGCCGGGAUCCCAGAACCGCCGGCUGCUGCCUGACUCCCCCAACGCCUUACACAUCCUGGACGGGCCGGAGCAACGCUAUUUCCUGGGCCUCGUGGAUCUCGCCACGGUCUAUGGGCUCCGCAAGAGGCUGGAGCACCUAUGGAAGACGCUGCGCUACCCGGGCCGGACCUUCUCUACCGUCAGCCCCGCUCGCUACGCCCGUCGCCUCUGCCAGUGGGUGGAGGCACAUACCGAGUGACCCGCGCUCGCGGCGCUCGGCAUCUGGACAAUGGGCGCAUGCCGGGAACCAGCGUUGGGCUCCCCUCGCCUGCCGUUCCGCCUUUGGCCUCCAGAGGGCAGCAUCCCCUAACUAAUACCAUGACAACACAGCCUCAUUUGGGGCAAUGCCGUGUUGGCCUUGUGCCAGGGACUCUCCUACGUUAGCUCAUUUAACCCUCAAAAAAAAAAAAAAAAAAAAAAAAAAAGCUAUUAUUCUCUUUUUACAGACCAUGAAAUGGAGGCUCAGGGGGUGAAGGGACUGAGCAAGAUCAUUCAGCAAUAAAUGCUGGAACCAGGA
Molecule: messenger RNA, 1903 nt
Organism: Lontra canadensis (Northern American river otter)
Lineage: Eukaryota; Metazoa; Chordata; Mammalia; Carnivora; Mustelidae
Gene: PIP5KL1
Product: phosphatidylinositol-4-phosphate 5-kinase like 1
Exons: 10
Coding region: 392-1585 (397 amino acids)
Biological process (GO): phosphatidylinositol metabolic process
Molecular function (GO): phosphatidylinositol kinase activity
Source: RefSeq, a predicted model, not a curated record